CAGCUACAACAAUAACAUCUAUCUGUCAAUGUGGAAAAUUACCCAGAUAUGUCCUGUCUAAAAAAGCAGGACAAAUCCAAUCUGAACAAUUACCACCCUGUCAAUUUACUCUUAAUUGUCAGUAUUGUGAUGGAAGAGGUUGUUGACCGUGCUAAGAAACAACUUUUGAUAAGCUAUAACCUGCUCACUGUUCACCCAGUUUGGGUUCCCCCAGGGCCACUCAGUUCCUCACUACAGCUGUGGUCCAAACAUGGACAAAACAACUGAACCCAGAGAUGAUUUGAGAGCAACUGCCCUUGAUAUCAAGGCUGCGUUUGACUCUGUGGCAUCAAGGAGCUGUAGAAAGAUUGGAGUCAACGGGAAUCAGAGUAAAAACUCUGCACUGGUUCAAGUCAUACCUAGCACAGAGGAAGAUGUUUGUGGCUGUUAGAGGUCAAUCACCUCAAUUCUAGGGCAUCUCUGCAGGAAUUCUUUAUUAUAAUGUCUAGGCCUAACCAUUUUCAGCUGCCUCAUCAAUGACCUUCCUUCCUUCAUCGGAUCAGAUGUGGGGAUAUUCAUUGUACAAUCACCAAUGUUCAGCAUUAUUUAUGACGCCUUAAAUAAUGCUGUAUUCUGUGUCUAAUGCUGCAAGAACUGUACAAUAUGAAGGCUUGGACUGAUAAGUGAAUCUCUUCUGUCAGGCGGAUUUGAUUGUUUUCACUGACGUGUUAACUGGAGAAUGAAGUGCCACAGCUGAGAGGCUCCAACCACUGCCAUUGUCACUAACAUCACAGAUCAAUAGGACAUUGGAAAUCCAUUAACCAAAGAAAACUUCAUGAUAGCGAAUUAUUGGCUUUCAAAGCUUUCUCCGCCUAGUCAGUUCCACACAUUUGAUGAUGUCGAGCUCAGAUCCAGAAAGGGAAUAUGUAGAAGAAUACUCAGAGAUGGAUAAAGUGGCAGAGCUUCAACAGGAGCACCUGGCGCAGCAGGUGGCUGCUGUGCAGGUAUCUGAGGAUCCCUCUUUAAGGUAUGUUGGGACGGGAUGCCAGAGCACUGGGGUCAAGGACUCAGACCAGUCUAAAGUUAAACGAGAGACUCACACCAAUGGAAUAAGUGAGGACAACACCAGAAUCUACAAGAGUGUGAGCAGUGUGACAAAGAAGAUAGCCUCACGGCCUAAACUCUCUAGCAGGAAGCUAUCCCUUCAAGAACGUUCUUCGGGAAAUGCUCUCUCAGCCAGUGGUGUCCUACCGAGCUACGGUGCCUAUUCAACUGGGCCACUGCCUUCUGUAAGACGGCCAACUAUUGAGUCCAGCCGGAUAAAUAUGGUCAACUGCCAGGAUUCCACGCAGCUGAACCAAUACACGCUGAAGACUGAGAUUGGAAAGGGUUCCUAUGGUGUUGUGAAGCUGGCCUACAAUGAAAAUGAUGACAAGCAUUAUGCCAUGAAGGUACUUUCUAAAAAGAAGCUGAUGAAACAGUAUGGAUUUCCACGUCGUCCUCCUCCCCGAGGAUCGAAGCCCACCUCUACCGAACAGUCAAAAGCCCCCGCGCCUCUGGAGCGGGUCUACCAGGAAAUAGCCAUACUGAAGAAACUGGACCACCCCAACAUUGUCAAGCUGGUAGAGGUUCUAGAUGACCCCACUGAAGACCAUCUACACAUGGUAUUUGAACUCAUGAGUAAAGGGCCUGUGAUGGAGGUACCGACAGAUAACCUAUUCUCGGAGGAACAAGCACAUUUUUACUUUAGAGAUAUCAUCUUGGGCAUCGAAUACCUACACUACCAGAAGAUCAUUCAUCGAGAUAUCAAACCUUCAAAUCUGCUCCUGGGAGAUGAUGGCCAUAUUAAAAUUGCUGACUUUGGAGUAAGCAACCAGUUUGAGGGGAACGAUGCCUUGCUGUCCAGUACAGCCGGGACUCCAGCAUUCAUGGCACCAGAGACUCUCUCUGAGACCAGGAAGAGCUUUCAUGGGAAGGCUUUGGAUGUCUGGGCCAUUGGUGUGACCUUGUAUUGUCUGGUCUUUGGCAAGUGUCCGUUUAUGGAUGACUACAUCCUGGCACUUCAUGCCAAGAUUAAGAACUGGCCUGUGGAGUUUCCAGAAAAACCAGAAAUCAGUGAAGAGCUGAAGGAUUUGCUUCUCCAGAUGUUGGAUAAGAAUCCUGACACUAGGAUUACAGUUCCACAGAUAAAGAUGCAUCCAUGGGUGACAAAGAAUGGGACUGACCCUCUUCCACUGGAGGAGGAGCAUUGCAGUGUGGUUGAAGUCACUGAAGAGGAGGUGAUGAACUCUGUCAAGUUAAUCUCCAGCCUCUCAACUGUGAUUUUGGUGAAGGCCAUGUUAAGGAAACGCUCCUUUGGAAACCCAUUUGAGUUUCAGAGCAGGAAGGAGGGAAGGUCCAUGUCGGCACCAGGAAAUCUUCUCAUGGACAAGACUGUGUUUCUGAAUUCUUCAAAAAGGCAUCCUUCGUUAAGGAAGGAGAGCAGUGGGGACGCAGGGAAGGAGAUGGAACUGCCAGAUGUUUGCGAGGAUGAAGCAAUUUCCUGAGUGUCCUGAGCAUGUGCAUGCUGUGUUCGGCCUGUCGCACCCUGGUAUUUGACCUAUCUUUGCUCAGCUCAAGAAAAAUCACUUCCACCUUCAAGUGUCAUUCCUCAUGGCUGUCACCAACCAAAGCAUCUGAGGAGAAGGAGAGAGAUUCACGCCAUCCAGCCCAUGUUGACACAACAAGACUACAGAGAAAUACUUUGGAUUCCUGUUUUACAGAUUGCCUUGCCAAGCAAAACAACACCAGAUAGGGUUUGUAAAUAGAAAGUUUUAUUGUCAAAGAUCAAACUGUUCAUCAUCCAAUCAAUCCAUCAUUGCCCAUCUGUCAUAUGAGCUAUUGUUGGGCUUUGUAAGGCUGCUGGAUUCCAAUCACAAAUGAUCGUUUCUGAUACAUCUACAUUGAACCAUUCAGUGGCUCUUCAGCUACUUUUGCUGCAGUGAAGAAUAACAUGGAAACUUGGUUUGGAUAAACUGUGCAAUCUGCAGUUUAUCGACGGACAUGUAUCAACUGAGUGCCGUAAACCUGGUGGUCUUAUGUAACAGAAAUACAGACAUUUCCUUUUAUUCCCUGCAGACUAAUGCAGUUCUGCCAAGGCACUGUUAUGACAGUGCUGUGUGAACCUCAGAGCUGUGGUACUUAACAUUCCAAAGAUUAGUGUCUCUGAAGUCACUCUUUAGUUAGUAAUGUAUAACAUUAGUGAUUUAUCAAGCAAGCAUCAUGGUAAUAAGUGAAUGGAUCAUAAAUAAGUUAGCCUUUUAAUUAUUUUGCUGGUUCAGUGAUUGAUUGACACCAUUCCCUGCUCUCUCACUUAGGGCUACAGAUCUGCAAAAGAUAGAAAUUUCAGUCAUGAUAAUCUGUAUGGUUUUGGACCUAAUAGUUAAUCCAGGAUUGUGGAAACUCUCAUCCGGUCAGAAUUCAAGGGGUCAUGCAGAGAAGCCUGUAAUUCUUCAUUCUAUAUUGGAAUGUUGUUGCCAUUGAACUGAGUGGCAUGCUAGGCUCAUUUUAGAAGGCAAUUAAGAGUCAUCCACAGAGUUUUAAGCUACAUGGAGUCACGGGGGAAACAGGCACAUGGCAAAAAGACAUGUAGUAUACAGGCACAUGGCAUAUAGGACACAGCUAUGACAAAGUUUACAAUCACACAACAUGCAGUGAUGUGGUAGUUAACAGUCAUAAAGCAUGGGCUCAUGAUGUUUACAGGAAUAACACAGUCACAGAACACAGUGACACACCACGCAGCCAUACAGUUUACAGUCACACAGUUUACAGUCAGACAUUUUGCACCUUAUUGUAACAUAGUUUACAAUCUCUCAGCUACUGUUACAUGAUUUAUAGUUGCACAGGCACCAGUUGUUAGCAUUGACCAUCUAAGUUUCCAAUUUUUAAACAAAAACUUCCUGAGAAAAUACUUACUGUGAUCUGUCAAAAUGAUCCUUCAUUCACUGUUGGCUAUGUGAGAAAUGUGUAACUUUUUUUUAAAAUAUUGGGUAUGUCAAUGUUGAAUUUAACCAAUUAAUUUUAGUGUUAAGAUAUAAUGAUGUAUUUGGUUGGUCAACGAUGUGUGUUGCUGAAUUAUACGAGCAACUGAUGUGUUUUCUGAAGGUGGUCAUUGUUACAACUAGAGGAAACCGAAUAGCACAUUUAAUUGUCUCACUUACACUACACAGGGGUUUGCAUUUACUGCUCACCCCAGAGUAGGGAGUAAAGGAUAAUACAGAAGGAAAGCAGAAGGCCAUUCAUCCCUUUGAGAAAGUUAGAUCAUUCAAUUAGACCGUGAAUGAUCUCCACCUCAACUCCAUUUUACUGAUCUUUGCUCCAUAUUUGUUGACACCCUUACCCACUAACCCGAAACAAGAAAAACAAAAAUGAAAUGAAAGCUGUUCCUGAACUACAGAAUCCAGAAUCUUCUGGACAGUGAAUUCCUUUUCUCCACUACUUCACCCAUUCCCCACUCACUUCCGUGCUCACUGACCUGCAUUGACUCCCAGUCUAUCGUGGCUGACCAUCCAACUUAGUACCCUGUAUGUGCUUUCUCCCCAUACCCUUUCAUCCCUUUAGCCCUAAGAAUUGUAUCCAACUCCUUGAAAACAUUCAAUGUUUUGGCCUCCACCACUUUCUGUAAUAGAGAAUUCCACAGUUCCUCAUCUGAGUCCCAAAUGGCCCAUUUCAAUGGACUGUGACCCUUGGUUCCGGACUGUUAAUGAUCAAGAACAUCCUUCAUGCAUUUAACCUGUUAGAAUGUAAUAGGUUUCUAUGGGAUUCCUCGAAACUCCUUUCAAUAUAGUCCUAACUGAUCCAGUUUCUCUCCAUAUGUCAGUUCUGCCAUCCCAGGAAUCGGCCUUAUUGCACUCCCUCCAUAGACAGGACAUCACUCCUCAGAUAAGGAGACCAAAAUUGCACACAGUACUCCAGCUUGUGAUCUCAGCAAGGCCCUGUACAAUUGCAGUGAGAAACUAGUGCACAAGAGUCAUCCUCAAGAUUGAACUAAAGCUUUCUAUUCCUUUAUCAUUGUCCUUUAUUGGUUUGCACUGAUUGUGAUAAGGGAAAAUAGUACAAGGCUAUAAUUAAUAGUCAGAGCUCUGUUUGAUUCCUAUUAAACCACUGACCUUUUCAUAAACAUUACUGACCAAUGUAAAGUCAGCUACUGAGAUUGCAUUAUAAUUGUGUGGGAUCAGAUUCUCAUUCUGACUACCAGGCACGAAAGAGAAACUGCAUUUAAACUCAUGUACCUUUUCCCCAGUCAGUGAAUGUUUUAUCAAUGAGGUUAAUAAGAUAGUACAGCCUCCCAGCAAGAUGAAUAGUCGCUCAGGGGACUGCCAUAUAAGAAAUGUCAUGAUGCAUUCAGCUAAAAUCUCCAGCACCCACUAUUGAUGGUAUCCAAACUCCUAAAGCUAUUUAGUGCAUUUUUGCUCUGCAACUGAAGCUUUCUAUCGAAAAUCUACCCUCAGACUAUCUCGAGUCAAACUGAGGACUGAUAUCACUCCUCACCCUGAACAUCUGUCUGUGAACAGAGCUGUAUCGAAUAUAAUUACUGUCACCGGGUAUUACCUGAGCAACACACAUUUGUUAAGUAGAUAUGUAAUUAUUUUGUGACUUGCAACACUGAUUGUGUCCAAGAGUUGCAAGUAGCUCUUAUAAAAUCAUCCGUGAGAGUCAUAAGCUGCAAUUCUAUAUGUUCUAUCUUGAAGAACAGAUGGUAGAGGUGGAAGGGGUGGGCAAAAGCAGUGGGCAGCAUGCAUGUAAACUGGGCAUUAGCUCCAUUAGGAAUUACCACCCAGUAAAGACGUUGUUGCACAUAGGGUCACUGAGAGGUAGCAUUGUAUCUCACUGUUGCUAGUGUGCAGGUUUAUCUGCUCACCACUGGUCACCAACUUAGUCCUUACUAUCCCCAAGUGGGAUUGCAAGCUAGAAGUUUGGGUUCACAGCCUCAGAUAAAGGUGGCCACUGUGGAACUCUCACCUAAUCAUAACCUCAGAGGGAAACAUCAAUAAAGUAAAACAGUAGUACUUAGAAAUGAACAUAAUGACUGUGAUGGAGCUCUAUUUUGAGACAUACAACACGAGUCAGACCACUGAAUCUCAGGCCCCCUUCCUGCUCUCCCUCAGCCCCCACUGCUUGCUCUCUCAGAUAUUUUAUAGAGUCAUACAGCACAGAAACUGAUGCUUUGGUCCAACCAAUCCAUGCUGACCAUAAUCAUAAACUAAACUCCUCUCACUUGCCUGUGCUUAGCCCAUAUCAUUCCAAACAUUUCUUACUCAUGUACUUAUCUAAAUGUCUUUUAAACGUUGUAACUGUAACUGUCUCUACCA
Rhincodon typus (whale shark) is the source of this 6329-nucleotide messenger RNA. RefSeq names its product calcium/calmodulin-dependent protein kinase kinase 1, alpha a (gene camkk1a). Bases 873 to 2525 code for a protein of 550 amino acids. NCBI's taxonomy places the organism in Eukaryota, Metazoa, Chordata, Chondrichthyes, Orectolobiformes, Rhincodontidae. Gene Ontology annotation, biological process: activation of protein kinase activity; protein phosphorylation; CAMKK-AMPK signaling cascade. The transcript has 18 exons. Gene Ontology annotation, molecular function: ATP binding; protein kinase activity. The record is from RefSeq and is a predicted model, not a curated record.